Neomonachus schauinslandi (Hawaiian monk seal) is the source of this 759-nucleotide messenger RNA. RefSeq names its product glial cell derived neurotrophic factor (gene GDNF). Gene Ontology annotation, biological process: negative regulation of neuron apoptotic process; peripheral nervous system development; positive regulation of branching involved in ureteric bud morphogenesis. The record is from RefSeq and is a predicted model, not a curated record. Lineage: Eukaryota; Metazoa; Chordata; Mammalia; Carnivora; Phocidae. The transcript has 3 exons. The coding region runs from base 82 to 717 and encodes 211 amino acids. Gene Ontology annotation, molecular function: growth factor activity; glial cell-derived neurotrophic factor receptor binding; receptor tyrosine kinase binding.
CUCGGGGCUCCUGGAGUUAAUGUCCAACCGGGGGUCUGCGGAGACCGGAGCCGAGGUGCCGCCGCCGGACGGGACUCUAAGAUGAAGUUAUGGGAUGUCGUGGCUGUCUGCCUGGUGCUGCUCCACACCGCGUCCGCCUUCCCGCUGCCCGCCGGUAAGAGGCCUCCCGAGGCGCCCGCCGAAGACCGCUCCCUCGGCCGCCGCCGCGCGCCCUUCGCGCUGAGCCGUGACUCAAACACGCCAGAGGAUUAUUCUGAUCGGUUUGAUGACGUCAUGGAUUUCAUUCAAGCCACCAUCCGAAGACUGAGAAGGUCGCCCGAGAAGCAGGUGGCCGUGCCGCCCCGGAGGGAGCGGAAUCGCCAGGCCGCGGCCGGCAGCCCGGAGAGUUCCAGGGCCAAAGGGCGGCGAGGCCAGCGGGGCAGAAACCGGGGUUGUGUCUUAACGGCAAUACAUUUAAACGUCACUGAUCUGGGUUUGGGCUACGAAACCAAGGAGGAACUGAUUUUUCGGUACUGCAGCGGUUCCUGCGACGCGGCCGAGACAAUGUACGACAAGAUAUUAAAAAACUUAUCCAAAACCAGGAGGCUGGUGAGUGACAAAGUAGGGCAGGCUUGCUGCAGACCCAUCGCCUACGACGACGACCUGUCGUUUCUGGAUGACAACCUGGUUUACCACAUUCUAAGGAAGCAUUCCGCCAAAAGGUGUGCGUGUAUCUGACUCGGGCUCCGGAGACUGCCGUGUAUUGCAUUCCUACUACGG